Molecule: messenger RNA, 1143 nt
Organism: Kwoniella shivajii
Lineage: Eukaryota; Fungi; Basidiomycota; Tremellomycetes; Tremellales; Cryptococcaceae
Exons: 5
Coding region: 1-1143 (380 amino acids)
Source: RefSeq, a predicted model, not a curated record
AUGUCAUCCGACACCAAUCCCCUCGCAUCACUCCGCUUUGGGGUCGCCUCGGCGUCCCUGGGCAUGGCCAAAUGUCAUACAUUGGAGCUGAAGCUUGCUGCGCUCAAAAAAGCUGGUUACCGUUUCGCUGAGGUAGGAUUCGGAGACUACGUUGCCUGGGUUCGUAGCAGGCGUCCAGAAUUACCCAAGUCAACCUGCCCAGCUGACUGGAAAGAAGCCGACGAGCCUGAUCCCUCCGACACAACCUUGUGGAACGCUUUGUAUGCCGAAGCCCCCAAGCUGGUCGAAUAUGCGGCUAGCUGUGGUUUACAGCUACUGGCCCUGCAGCCUUUGAAUCAGUUCGACGGCUGGCCACGGGGCACCUCUAGGGCACAGUGGGUUCGUCGCAAGGCAGAGAAGUGGUUGCCGCUGUGUGCAUUACUCAAGGUCGAGCUCCUACAGGUCGGGGCAAACGAUUAUGCGGAAGCAAACGCAUCUGACCAGGACACUGCAGAUGAUCUCAGAUGGAUUGCCGAGCUCGGAGCAAGGCAACAGCCUCCUGUUAAGAUUGCCUACGAGCCUUGGUGCUUUUCAAAACGAGUUAAUACGUGGGAGAAGGCCUGGGAACUGGUGCAGCUCGGUAAUCACCCCAACUUAGGACUGUGCCUUGACGUCGCUCACUUCCCACUCGCACCUUCAUAUGGAUGGAAUCCUACUACGGGCGAAGGGUGGACGGAUGACCAGUACCGGGAGAUGCUCGACAGACUUGCAAAAGUUCCCGGAGACAAGAUAUUCUACCUCGAGAUCUCAGACGUGCUCAAGCCUGUCGUUCCGUUGGGUCGAGGGAGCCCGUUCGACUCUUGGCGUCAGAUAAACCGUCCACCCAGAGGUGACAUUUUCUGCUGGACUAUUUGCGGGCGACCACUCCCCUUUGUGGGCAAGGACGCAGGUAGAGGUGUCCGGUCUCAGGACGAUAUGGGUGGUGGUAGGGUCCUUCAGUCCGUUCGGGCAGUCCUCAGAACGGGUUUCAAAGGACCGGUUAUGUGGGAGUUCUUUGAAGCGGUCAAUAUGGAGAAAAAUGACCCUUCCAUUCCCGAGGUGUAUGCACAAGCUUGCAGAAUCGCGGAACAAGGGCUGCGGCGGGGAGUUCUGCCUCAAGAGUAA